AUGACUCUCCAUAUACGACUGGUGAACAAGACCAGCGAAUGGAAGGAGUCUUGCCCAUAUAACUCGCCCUUCCCAGGUAACGCUAGUGGACGCCUGUUUAGUACGCCCACAGUGCUGGACAGUGUGGGCGUCAGCGUGGGCACCACAAUGAGCGGAGCUGACCACAAGGUGGGUCUGGUGCGGGUACGGGCUGAAGAAGUGGGCAUCGUGGUGCUGGUGCUAGCUGUCUGGAUGUUCGCCAUCGUCUUAUUCUUCAACAGGUGGGGGAAGAUCCGGAUGUUGGAGCCUUACCAAGAACCCUACAAAGAAGCGGAACCUCAGCUCCUGCAGCACCGACCCUCCUGCCCCAUGGCCGACCCCUGCACCCUCCCUGGAAACCCCCUCAAGCCUGAGUACAUGGGGAUGCGUCGCCUUCGUCAAAACUCUGUCUUCGUGGGUCGAACUCGAUCUCACAGCCUCGAAGUCCACCCACCGAGGAGGGUGAAGAGCGCCUUGAAUCUGACCACGCUGGUGCUGCAGGAGGCUGAGGAGGAGGGUGCUAUGGCUACCACAUUCACCUAGCUGGCCGAGCCCACUCCAUUCACCUAGCUCGAGCCCAGCAGAGAUUAUCUUCACCUAGAAGGCAACAGAAGCAGCAGCUUCACUGUGGCCACCUACCUACAAGUGUUAAGUCUGUAUUCACCUGGCUGGCAGAAUCAUAGUCGCCAUCUUCACAUGGAUAUAUGCACUAUGAACUCCAUAUUCACCUAAAAGAGACGUCAUGGUCAGUAUCUUAAUCCCAUUGCACAAUUCCGUCACCUUUGCUUCACUCAUCGCCAUCACUCUCCCGACGAAAUUAAUAUUUAUACUGUGAUGUGCUAAAGCCGUACGGAUCAUUUAUCGCACAGAGCAGUGGAGGCUCGAUCCUGAGACAGACGCAAGAUGGUGAUAACAGUAACUGGAGAUGAUAAUGAGCAUAAAUACAGUGAUGGUGGUGAUGGUGGUGAUGGUAGUCCAGAUGUUGACUGUAUGGUAGUGGUGAUAAACAUGUUUGUGUUGAUGAUGGGUGAUCAUAUAUAUUGAUGGUAAUGGCGUCGUGUUGGUAACGAUGCGGCCACAUGAAGUUAAUACUGUUUGAUGAUUAUCCGGACAGUGAUCAAGGUGAUUUUAAUGAACAUAACGAUGACAAUGUCUAUUAAGUUGUACAAAAUGUCAUUGGUAACAUCUUCAGUAAAGCUAUGUAAACUAGGAUAAUAGAGGUGGUAAAGAUCCUGAUAAUACUGAUGAUAAUAGACAUGAUAAUGAUUACGGUGACAACAAUAAUGAAAAUUAUGAUUAAAAUGAAGAUGUUAACAAUUAUAACAAUGGUGUUAAUGACGAUACCAGUGACAAGACAAAUUGUGUUACACGGGUUUUAGAGAAGAAAGAAUUAAAAACAGUGAAAGAAAGCGAAUAAAGAAAUAACAGACAUUACAUAAUAUAUUUUCUUCUCACUCACCUACAAUACAUAUAAAUAUUAUGAAUGACAAUCUCUGAGAGUGUAUACAUACCUAAGUUACAAUUCUGAGUUAAUUUCUUUGUGUACUCACUGGAAGAGUGACGGUGAUGACUAAAGCCAUUGUGACGUGACCACAGUUGGUGGGGUAACUUGACAGGCUGAGUGACGGUUCCAACUAGGAAAUGGUGGAGUGAUCUCCAACAUAGUUCUCCUGGAAAUGGCAGAUUCUUUGUCAAGAAAAUUGUGAAGUACUGGUUAUCGGUGUGAGUGGAUGUUGUUGAUGAUGGUUACUGGUUAUGACAGACAAUAAAAGUAGGUGGUGUUGACGGUCUUAGUUUUAAGUUACGAGUGAUGAUUUGAGUUUAUAUAUA
Cherax quadricarinatus is the source of this 1848-nucleotide messenger RNA. The record is from RefSeq and is a predicted model, not a curated record. NCBI's taxonomy places the organism in Eukaryota, Metazoa, Arthropoda, Malacostraca, Decapoda, Parastacidae.